CUGAGAGAGUGAGAGAGCCCUCCAUCCCCUACCCAAUUAUGCCCCGUGGGUACGAAACGAAUCCUCAUUUUUUCUACACAGCGGACGAUGAGCCACCACGCGUGCCUCGUGGGCCGGCCAAUAUUCAGCCUCGGCCCAGACAGCAGCCCAAUGGGCCUGAGUAUUGGACUCCACCGACGCCGCACAAGUCCCUGGUUCCCCAGUCGCCGCAACCGUUUCUCCCUCAAAGUCAUCACCCAUCAUCGGAGCCUGAAGAUGGCUCGGGUUAUCCUCCACGGGAUGGAACGGAUAGAAAACUCCCUCUGCCGCCGGCUUUUGGACUAGGUUCCCGGGCUCCGAUGUCGGGAUCUCAGCCACAAUGUUCAGUAAAUCCCAACCGGGCCCGCUACCCGCAAACAGAGCGGACUAAAUCCACCGCCCCUCUGGUAUGGCUUACAUGUGCUUUCUUGAUUGGGGUAGGCCUAGUAAUCUUUGUUGUCUAUCUUGUCUACCGACCACGAAACUUGAUGUUUGACAUCUCGAAUGCCAACCUGAAUGCAGUCUCUCUCGACAUGGGAAAUCUCCUUAGUGUUGAUCUCACUCUGCUUGCAAACUUCACAAACCCUAAUGCCAGAGGGAGUGUCGAGUUCAAGCACUCAACCGUGGGUCUCUACCACUAUGGGACCCCGGUUGCAUCCGCUAACAUUCUUUCUUUCCCUCUCACGCACGGCGAGUACAAGUUUCAAAAUGUCCACCUUGCUGGGGCCCAAGUCGGGAUCUCGUCAAACCAGAGCAGCCUGAUAAGCAAGCAGAUGGAGGGUGGGAGUGUGUGGUUUCGCGUGCAAGGCACGUUCCGAACAAGCUUUGUUUGUGUUUUCAAGUACUCAUAUUUGCUCCAUGGCUAUUGCACCAUUGUUCUUACUUACCCUCCCCCAGGUGUCUUGAUUGCUAAAAGUUGCACAACCAAAAGAGUUUAAAACAUGUUUAGGGCAAAAACAAAAUCACAUUCUGUCAAAAAGGGCAUUUCUACAAUGGUUCUAGAAUAUAUGGCACAUGUAGGGGAAAUGCAUCCCAAGAGGAACACUUAUCGUACUUAAUUAUGGUGAAUUUGAUAAAAUGCAAAUAUGCUAUGUAAUAACUACGUAGAAGGGUG
Messenger RNA from Cuscuta campestris, 1132 nucleotides. Lineage: Eukaryota; Viridiplantae; Streptophyta; Magnoliopsida; Solanales; Convolvulaceae. The record is from the annotation of a GenBank genome assembly.